AUGGAGAAGAGAGGGGCUUUAGCUGGGUUCGGUUCCUACAACGAGUUAUCCCGGUUACCCUGGUUAUCCCGGUUACCCCGGUUUCCCGGUUACCCCGGGCAGAGCUGCGUGUCCCGGCGGGGCACUGGCCCCGGCCCGCGGGGAUGCUCAGGGUCCGUUCCCCGCAGGAUCGCCCCGGCGCUGCUGAGACAGGCGUCCUACGGCACCAUCAAGAUCGGCAUCUACCAGAGCCUGAAGCGGCUCUUCGUGGAUCGCAUGGAAGAUGAAACGUUGCUCCUCAAUGUGAUCUGUGGGGUGGUCUCGGGGGUCAUCUCCUCUGCGCUGGCCAAUCCCACAGACGUGCUGAAGAUCCGAAUGCAGGCUCAGGGCAGCUUGUUCCAGGGUGGGAUGAUCGGCAGCUUCAUUGACAUCUACCAGCAGGAAGGUACCCGAGGCCUCUGGAGGGGAGUUGUCCCCACGGCCCAGCGAGCGGCCAUCGUGGUGGGAGUGGAGCUGCCGGUCUACGACAUCACCAAGAAGCAUCUGAUCCUGUCAGGCCUGAUGGGGGACACCAUCUUUGCCCACUUUGUUUCCAGCUUCACGUGCGGGCUGGCGGGGGCCAUCGCCUCCAACCCCGUGGACGUGGUGCGGACGCGGAUGAUGAACCAGCGCGCCAUCGUGGGCAGCACCGAGCUCUACAAGGGCACCCUGGACGGCCUGGUCAAGACGUGGAAGAGCGAGGGCUUCUUUGCACUCUACAAAGGCUUCUGGCCCAACUGGCUGCGUCUGGGUCCCUGGAACAUCAUCUUUUUUAUCACAUACGAGCAGUUGAAGCGCCUCCCCUUCUGAGAGCUGCCUUCAUCUCACCAGAGUCAUCCUCGGGGCUGGCAGCAGAGCUGUGCUGCCGCCUCCCCCUCCAUCCCCCCGUCCCCAAGUCGUGUGUUUGGUCCCUGUGGGCUGGGCUGUCCCCACAUGCAUGGUCCCUGGAGCAGCCGGGAGCUGCGCGAUUCCCACCGGAGGUGUCCGUGUGCCUGGGCCUGCAGGAAUAUCUUCUGUGAAGAUCUCUGCAUUCCAGUGGCCUUUGGGGCACUGUGGCUGGCAGGUGUGGGUGUCCUCCCGUGCCCCUGGGGCGAGGCUGGGGCCCAGGAAGGUGCCAUUAUCAUGUUUCUUGCAGAACUUGUGACUUCAUUAAAUUAUUUAUUGACUGGA
Cyanistes caeruleus (blue tit) is the source of this 1188-nucleotide messenger RNA. NCBI's taxonomy places the organism in Eukaryota, Metazoa, Chordata, Aves, Passeriformes, Paridae. The record is from RefSeq and is a predicted model, not a curated record.